This is a messenger RNA of Frankliniella occidentalis (western flower thrips), 6150 nucleotides long. RefSeq names its product KAT8 regulatory NSL complex subunit 1 (gene nsl1). Gene Ontology annotation, cellular component: NSL complex. Gene Ontology annotation, molecular function: histone acetyltransferase binding. NCBI's taxonomy places the organism in Eukaryota, Metazoa, Arthropoda, Insecta, Thysanoptera, Thripidae. The coding region runs from base 989 to 4153 and encodes 1054 amino acids. The transcript has 11 exons. The record is from RefSeq and is a predicted model, not a curated record.
ACUGAGUAGUUUUCAGUGGCUCGAACGCUCAAUAUGGGUGAAAUCUGGAAGGUGUGCCAUGGGAGUGACGCGUUCGCCAUUGGCGUGGAGAGAGGUCUGUGAAGUGACGUCAGCCUACUACCGGAUCAACACAUCAACUAUUUUCGUUGUAAACCAAAUAAUAACAGUGCAAAAAACAAACGAACUUAGUGCUUCUAAAUUAAUAUUGGAUUUUUUCAAAGACAUUUUACACAUCUAAACUACAGUGUCUGGCAGUGAAAAUUUUCGUUGGGUAGUGUGGUGAUAAUGCAGUGAGCCCAGUAGUGGCUGUGGGCUUCGGCCUUGGAGGUUCGUUGAGGUUUUUUCCGAGUCCGUCGCUGCGCGCUGCGUCGAUGGGAGAAGCGCGUUGGUGCCCGCAAGUCCGGCGUACUGCGCGCCCUGCCCGCCAUUGUUCGGACUGAAAUGCUGCCCCUAACCGCAUAAGCGGUGUUUGGAUACUGUGUAGUGGAUACCGAUAGUGCUCGCUUUGGAUACAAGUGUCGUUGGCGGUGCCCGCGCGGGCGUUGCUCGCUGUGCUGCCCUCGCCGUGCUAUGUUGCGAUGGUGGUCUUAGCGGGCCGCGCGGGCCGCACCAGCGCUGUGCUGCCCUCCGUCGCCCUCGCCGCGCGAGCUGCGCUAGACCCCGCCGCGUCACGUGGGACAGGGCCUAGCCGGGCCAGGGGCCCCCACAGCCCCCGCAGCCGGGCCGGCCUAGCAGAACGGGCCGCCUAACCCUUCCAUGUUUGUUUUCAGUGAGUGGUCUGUGAUGGGUGUCGGCCAAACCUCGCGAAUGGGUCGCAAUCACCCUAAACCGGCGACUAUAAACAAUGACAAUAGUUUGCCAGUGUGAUGCCACUAUGUGUGAGUGUUUAGGACAGCGUGUGAUGUGUGACUUUGUCUGUCUGUAGGAACUGACUGAACAAUCUCAUGGAUGAGUGAGAUUAGGAGAAGGCUUGGAGCCAGAUGUUGUCAUGGCCCCAGCCUUGACGGAACCUGGUCAAACUCAAAACUUCAAGUUGCUCUCAUCACAUUCGUCACCUGCAUCCCCAACGGCUGCAGUGCGUGCUGUGAGCGAUGAGAUAUUCUUCUGUGAUGUGGCCCGGCAUUUGAAGAGUGAUAACAUCCUCAAUGGUGACAGUGUUUGCAUCAAUGGAACUAAGUUGAAAGCCAGCUUGGGCAACCUCAAGCCAAAUCGCCCUCGCAUUGUAAUCCCUGCUGAGUCUUGCGUCGCCCCGUGCCUCGACGUAGUCUCGGAUUGCAAGGGAGUAAACGGAGACAGUAGCCUUAUGAUGAAUAGUGAUUCUUCCAAUCAAGAUCAAUCUAAUAACAUGGGCUUACAGAAGUCACAUCCAGGCAUGGCACCUACGUUGGAAGCAGGAAGUUUCCUGAAGGAAAGCUUCCUUCCACCAGAAGUGGACCAGCUGUUCAAGAAUUUGGGUGCAGCAAUCAAUAGCAGUGAUAUUGGUCCCAAUAUGGAUGAACUGCUUCAAGUUUUCAAGAGUAUGGAAUCAACUGUGGAGGAUGGAACAUUAGAUGAGGCUUUGUCAGCAGCACAACAAGUUGAAAAUGUUGAGUCGGAUGGUCUUUUUCCGAUACCUGAUGGAGCUGACCUAACCACAGCUUUUAACUUUGAAAGAGAUAUUUUCAAUGAAGUGGAAGAUAUCAAUAUGUGUGUAGAUUCUCAAGUGCAUAUUCCUGAUGCAGUUGAUGCAGAUACAACCCUGCAGCCUGCCAAAGAGUGUAAUGCCAAUGAAAGAAUUGAAGAGGCCAGAAAAAAACAAUUCCAAUCAGAGCGUCGCUGUGAGUUUUUACUGCGGCGUCUCCGAAAACUUCAAGCCAAAAGUAUGGGAAGGCAUGCCAGUGAAGAAGUCAAUGGGUUAAUGCAAGAAACUCAAAGACUAAUGGUGGAGGCACAGACACAGGCUCAGUCUGAGGAAGUGAGUCGAGAUAGGAGACUUCCUAGAACUAUUUCUCAAAUGUUAAGACAAUUUGAGGAGUCUGCUCACUCAGCAGCCAACGGCCGUGUUCCUCAGCAUCGCUACUUUGGCUCGGGUUCAAGUGAUCGGACAGCAACAGUGCCCUCUGGUCAGGACGCUGUGGAAAUUAGUGCAGACGUCAGAGUGGAAGUGGAGAAGGUGGCUGGCCAACUUCAUACCCAGUUCCGCAUGGUGGAAAAUGCCAUGGAUUCAGACGUAACUGCGAGCAGUUCAGGUGGUGAAAGCUGUGAUGAAAUGGUCUCCUACAACAACCCCCAUCAGCAACCCUUGUCAAUAAUGAAGAGGGCUGCCUGGAAGUGGGCCCAGGAACGAGCGGGAGUGGCCAGUAGAUGGACUUGGCUUCAAGCGCAGAUCUCUGACCUGGAGUACCGGAUCAGGCAGCACACUGAGAUCCAUAGACAAAUACGCUUAAAUAAAGGAGAGGUGAAGUUGAGUGAAUCGCUUGGCCAGGGAGUGGAGUCAGCUCAGACCCUGAACGGCUUCCACACCAACUCCGUUGAUGGAGUAAAAGACCCCCCAGAGUGUAUGGGAGCCACUGGGACUUGUCGUACAAGACCUUUCAUAAGGACUAACUUCCGAAAAAGAAGAUUGUUAAAUACGGCUGGUCUACAUUUGGUUUCCAAGAAAGCAGCUCGUCCAUCAAACAUUCGCUGUGGGUGCCGGUUACCCUUGGCUUGUUGUGCACUUUGCACUGGACGUAGUGAUCCUACAUAUCCCAGGGAACAACCAGAACAGCUCACUGUUCAGGAGAGGAUUGCUCUGCUUGACCCUGCCUACCAUCCUGUGCUUUCUUUUCCGAGUGCAGAUGUUCCUCAGAGUAUACACCUAGAAGCUCUUAUGAGAACCCCUGAGUGGCAACAAAAAAUGCAGCGGGCUGCACACAAAUCUUCUCAGAGGGUGAUUGAAAGACGGGAAAGGGAGAGGGAGAGAGAGCGUGAAGCUUAUGAUGAGCUUCGAAGUAAGAAACUUGUUGUAGAUCACAGGAAGAAGUACCAGAGGCUGAAGAAACCAGGCCAUACUCUCGCAAAUAUCCAAAAAAUUAAAAAGAAACUUACCCGAGGAAGGAAGCCGAAGAACCAUGAUGCUGAAAGUUUAUUGAGGCAUAAGAGAAAGCACAAGUUUCGGCGAAAUUCAUCACUUGCUCAUGCAGGUUAUGAUGAGUCGUGUCCUGAUGAGCUUCGGGUGGACAUUUCGGGCAGUGGGCAUCCCUCACCUGCACCUUCUCCAGGGGAUGAAAGAAUUCAUUCGUUUGCAGUAGAGAGAACAGAGGCACUAAGGAGAAAGCGAGAAAACUCCUAUGAUAUUGACAACAUAAUGAUUCCACACAGCCUUGCAUCAUCAGCACGAGUUGAAAAAUUGCAGUAUAAGGAAAUCUUGACUCCCAAGUGGAGAUUAGUUGAUCCUGAGCCAGCAUUGGAUUCCAAAAAUGGUGGUGUCCGAAGAUCUAGUCAUGAGAGUGAUGUUGAGGAUGUAAGUGAUGAAACUAUGAUGUUGAGGCAUGAGCGCUGUGAAAUGGAAGAACGCAAGAAGUUUAUGGCUUAUGUCAAAAAUGCCAAUCCAGGGAGAACUCGCACACAUCGGAGAACUGAUAGUAGGGCUGGCAGUAGUGGGGCCAACACACCUGAUCCAAUGUCACCAAAUACACCAGCAGAUCUAUUAGGAGAUGGGAUGUCUCCUAUAACAUCACCACCAGGAACACCUGGGGGUUCUACUGCAGAGCAUGAACCUUGCACAUCCUCAAGUGUUGUAGCCUCUAUAGCCAGCCACUUUGCUCGACGAAGCAGGACUUUGUCUCAGUCUAAGCUAGCCAGAGAGGAGUUUGCUCGUUCAGCUACCCCAGAUUACGAUGAUGUUGCACCUUAUGAGCCCCGUUCAUUCCCACUCUCUGAUGAAGCAUAUGAGAAGAUGCUCAAAGUGAUGCCUGAAUGGUACCCUGCUCCACCCUACAUGGAAAGUAAUCCUUCAAGUGUUAUUGACCAGAAUGAGCUGACAGAUGUGGACAUGCAGGAUAAUGCCGAUCCAGUUGGGGAAUCCUUACCUGGCACACCCAGCACUGAUACUGAUUCGGCCCCUGGAGAAGAGGAUCCAAAUGAUCCAGAGUGGACCAUAGGGGAGAAGGAAUCUGCUGUCAAGAGAUAGUGUUUUAAAGUAGGAAACCAUGCUGUGAAAAAUGCACUGCAACUAAAAUGAAAACAUACCAAAAAAAUGUAAUCUAGAUACCUAUGUAUAUGGUGACAUCUAUAUAUAGAGUAUGUGUGAAAGUGUUUGAACACACAUGGCUGGAAUAGUUACAGCUUCUCAUUUGAAGUUGCCACCUGACUGUGUUAAUUCACUUUCAUAUCAAGUCAUUAAUUUGUACGACUAUAUUUUACCUGGUUUGGUGUUACAGGGAGAGGUGGACUUGUUUAGUACCUAAUUGUGAAACAGAAAAAAAUCUGAAAUUUCAAAAACAUAAGAUUCUUCCUGUUUUUAUUUAUGUAUUAAAAAGGUAAAUUGUUUUUAUUUGUAAAGAAACAAAGCUAAUAAUAGUUUGACAAGUGGUUUAAAGUUAUAAUUUCUUGCGCAAUUUUUGUUAUCCUUGUUACUACUUUUCUUCAAACCACCCAUUGUUCCAACAGUACAAUUGGCAAUGCACUUGGCUUUCUAUUAUUACAGUGUUAGUAGUUUUAUGAACCGAGCAUCUAUCUUCCUAACAUGGCUUAUUUCUACCCAGUCCAAGAAGGUGUCUUGCUUUUUUUGUCUGUGGUUUUUGUAAGAAAAAGAAAAUAUUGAUGUACCUGUGGGAUACUUCCAUAUUGUGAAUUAUCUAUGUACUCUUCAGUGUUGUACGAAUGUAAUAACUACUGGUAUUGCCUAAAUAGCUGAUAUAUGCAAGAUGAUCAUCUUGACCUACUAGGGCCGUAUGAUUAGGCAGGUUGCAAAGUAAUAUGUUCUUUAUUGUCCAAUUUUUGCCUUUAUGUGUCCUAUAUGAUGACGUUAUGUAUUUCAUGUAUAUCACCUAUUGUCUUAACAGUAGUUUAAACAUAACUCUAGGGUAUCUAAAAUUGCAGAGUGAGUAAAAUUGAAAAUUUAUAAAAAAAGAAUAUAAAUGUAAUGUAUCUUAUAUAUUAAUAUAUAUCCAUGACUAUAUUCAUAUUUUCUUUGUCAUGUGUAGGUAGAUAUGGUAGUGUGAUCUCUCGGUUUUCGUAUCUAAGUACAGGCUUUGUUUCUACCAUAAAGAAUCUUAUUUAUGUGUCUACAUACACUUCAGUAAGAGAUUUGUUGUUGAUCUGUUUUGCAUUACAGAGUUGUUUAGUGACAAACUGCCUUUGCGGCUAGUUUUUGCUAGGAUGAGUGUCACUUAUGUUAAUUACUAUUUGUUUCCUUUUUGUGUUUCAACUGUUUCAAAACAAUUGUACCUAUCAUUUUAAGUGAACCAUGUUGAGACUCAUGGACUGAAGUGUUAGAAUUUUAUGUCACUUAUUUAGAAACUGUAUAUAAUGUAAAUGUCUGUAAUAAAUUACAACUUAUAAAUAUUGUCAGUAUUGUAGUGUAAUUUUAUACUUAUUUUGUAGUUGUGCUCUGUGACUGUGAGGAGAAUGUGCAAAUUAAAUUGAAUGAAUCAUAGUUAAGCAUUUUUAUAAACUGUGUUCCUUUCCUGACCUUGAACAUUAUAGCACUUUCAGUAAGUUCUUUGUCCUAUAAGAGUAAACUGUGUUGGUAAAUAUGUUAAGUAUGUACCGUACUAUAUUAAUUCUAAACAUAAAACUUUUGUCUCUUUCAUUAUGAGCACCACAUUCAUUUGGUCUGAUUUGCACAGUUCUCAAGAGUGGUGGACUGUGAAUGUGGGUGAGUAGCAUUGUCUUUUUUUUUUGCUUUCCAACUUGUCUGUGAGAGAUGUACUAAGUUUGCCUAGUUUCUUUUUAAUCUGAUAUUUUGACGAUAGGAAAAAAAACUCUGCUUCUUGCAUCCCAAUUAAUGUGUGUUUGCCUAUCUAUGACCACUUGAUGUCCUAAUAUGGAACACUAUUGAUAUUUCUCGGAACUGAAAAAUUUAAAAUGAGAUUGUUUAUGUUAAAGGUGUGAAAGGUGAAAAAUUUUCAUGUGUUGAAAACUGAUUAAGACUGUUAAAAAAUUAAAUUUGGUGCUAACAUCUAA